Salmo salar (Atlantic salmon) is the source of this 2128-nucleotide messenger RNA. It is a transcript of the gene segn, whose product is annotated as Secretagogin. Gene Ontology annotation, biological process: regulation of long-term synaptic potentiation; regulation of presynaptic cytosolic calcium ion concentration. Gene Ontology annotation, cellular component: cytosol; dendrite; synapse. Gene Ontology annotation, molecular function: calcium ion binding. Lineage: Eukaryota; Metazoa; Chordata; Actinopteri; Salmoniformes; Salmonidae. The record is from RefSeq and is marked provisional.
AGCGACAGUAGGCUGUCAACUGAACUAUCAUAAACCCUAUUAAGAGAUAUAAUUUACACUCCUGUGUAUUACAAUGGACUGCGCCUUUGAGCACUUGGAUGCUGUUGGUUUUCUGGAGAUUUGGCAACACUUUGAUGCAGACGAUAAUGGUUACAUCGAGGGGAAGGAGUUGGAUCACUUCUUCCGUCACAUGAUGACGAAAUUAGGUCCGGAGGAUAAAGUAACAGAGGAGAGGGUCCAGAGGCUGAAGCAGAAGUUCAUGUCAGCCUAUGAUGUCACCGCAGACGGACGCCUGCAGAUCCAGGAGUUGGCCAUGAUGAUCCUGCCACAGGAUGAGAACUUCCUCCUGGUGUUCCGCAGGGAAGCCCCUCUGGACAACAGUGUAGACUUUAUGAAGAUCUGGAGAAAGUAUGACGCUGACAGCAGUGGAUACAUAUCAGCUGUGGAGCUGAAGGGUUUCCUGAAGGACUUGUUCCAGCAGCACGGGAAGGCUGUGUCCUCCAGCAAACUGGAGGAGUACACAGACGCAAUGAUGAAGAUUUUUGACAAAAAUAAGGAUGGUCGCUUGGAUCUGAACGAUUUGGCCAGGAUCCUGGCUCUAGAAGAGAAUUUCAUGCUACAGUUCAAAAUGGAUGCCUCCAGUCAAGAAGACAGAAAGAGAGACUUUGACAAAAUAUUCAACCACUAUGAUGUUAGUAACACCGGAGCUUUGGAAGGACCAGAGGUGGAUGGCUUUGUAAAAGACAUGAUGGAACUGGUCAGGCCCAGCAUCACUGGUCCAGAGCUGGACAAACUGAGGGCUGUGCUGCUGGGACACUGUGACGUCAACAAAGAUGGAAAGAUCCAGAGGAAUGAGCUAGCGCUGUGCCUGGGAAUGAAGCCCAAUAAGGCCUAGGUUUCCCCAAACAGAGAAGACCUCUACUACUGAUCCUUCCCUUCACUGUGAUGCAUCCAGAACACCCAGAACUUUAUGUCCAAUCUUCAAAAACAAAGAUGACAAAAACAACAGCUGCUAGUGUUUUAGCAUGUUGUGGAACAAGCACUGUUCUGAAUGAUAUCAAUUGUAUUUUCUUGUGAUAGAUUCAAAAUAAUACUGGUAAAUGAAUACAGAAUAAUACAGGUAGCCUACUGGUAAAUGAAUACAGAAUAAUACAGGUUGCCUACUGGUAAAUGAAUACAGAAUAAUACAGGUAGCCUACUGGUAAAUGAAUACAGAAUAAUACAGGUAGCCUACUGGUAAAUGAAUACAGAAUAAUACAUGUAGCCUACUGGUAAAUGAAUACAGAAUAAUACAGGUAGCCUACUGGUAAAUUAAUACAGAAUAAUACAGGUAGUCUACUGGUAAAUGAAUACAGAAUAAUACAUGUAGCCUACUGGUAAAUGAAUACAGAAUAAUACAGGUAGCCUACUGGUAAAUUAAUACAGAAUAAUACAGGUAGUCUACUGGUAAAUGAAUACAGAAUAAUACAGGUAGCCUACUGGUAAAUGAAUACAGAAUAAUACAUGUAGCCUACUGGUAAAUUAAUACAGAAUAAUACAUGUAGCCUACUGGUAAAUGAAUACAGAAUAAUACAGGUAGCCUACUGGUAAAUGAAUACAGAAUAAUACAUGUAGCCUACUGGUAAAUGAAUACAGAAUAAUACAGGUAGCCUACUGGUAAAUUAAUACAGAAUAAUACAGGUAGUCUACUGGUAAAUGAAUACAGAAUAAUACAGGUAGUCUACUGGUAAAUGAAUACAGAAUAAUACAUGUAGCCUACUGGUAAAUGAAUACAGAAUAAUACAUGUAGCCUACUGGUAAAUGAAUACAGAAUAAUACAGGUAGCCUACUGGUAAAUUAAUACAGAAUAAUACAGGUAGUCUACUGGUAAAUGAAUACAGAAUAAUACAGGUAGUCUACUGGUAAAUGAAAGUGUAUCUAUUUGAAAAAGCAGGAGAAUGCUCAAUGUUCAAGACUGUGUUGUGAAUGAUGCUUAUGUUUUUCCUGUUGUGUUUUGUUGGCCUGGCCAUAGCUAGCUAUUGGGCAAUUUGCAUGUAAGUGUAGUACUGUAUUGUACAUUAGGUGAGUUGCUGUUUUUAAUAUUAUAUGAUGAUGUUUAACAAUGAUAAUUAAAUCAAGAAUAGUGGUA